UCUAUCCGAGAAGUCACAGGCUAUGUUUUGGUGGCUUUGAAUCAAUUUGAAUACCUGCCAUUGGAGAACCUGCGCAUCGUUCGUGGGACCAAACUCUAUGAAGAGCGAUAUGCUUUGGCAAUAUUUCUUAACUACAGAAAGGAUGGUAACUUUGGACUCAGGGAACUUGGCUUGAGGAACUUGACAGUAACGAAGACAGUGUGUGCAGAGCAGUGUGAUGGACGGUGCUAUGGGCCCUAUGUCAGCGACUGCUGCCACCGGGAAUGCGCUGGAGGCUGCUCCGGCCCUAAAGACACCGAUUGCUUUGCCUGUAUGAAUUUCAAUGAUAGUGGUGCAUGUGUCACACAGUGCCCCCAGACUUUUGUAUACAAUCCUACCACCUUCCAACUGGAGCAUAAUCACAAUGCCAAGUAUACCUAUGGGGCUUUUUGCGUCAAAAAGUGCCCACACAACUUUGUGGUAGAUUCCAGCUCAUGUGUCCGUGCAUGUCCGAGCUCCAAGAUGGAGGUUGAAGAAAAUGGUAUUAAGAUGUGCAAGCCCUGCACUGACAUUUGUCCUAAAGCGUGUGAUGGCAUUGGAACAGGGAGUUUAGCAUCAGCUCAGACGGUGGAUUCCAGCAACAUUGACAAGUUCAUAAACUGUACCAAGAUCAAUGGCAACCUUAUCUUCCUUGUUACUGGGAUUCAUGG
Messenger RNA from Leptosomus discolor (cuckoo roller), 689 nucleotides. Lineage: Eukaryota; Metazoa; Chordata; Aves; Leptosomiformes; Leptosomidae. The record is from RefSeq and is a predicted model, not a curated record.